AUGAGUGUUAAGACAAACGACGUGAAGAAAUUAGGAUUCACUAACGAGGAAAUAAACGAAAUAUUGGAUGAAGCAGGAAUAGAAGUUAGCAGAUAUUAUUUAAGAAAUUGCCAAAAAUUCGCGGAGUUAUUAAAUGAUUUAGAUUAUGAGGGUGAGAUGAAUAAAGAUGAUGUUAUAAAUUUCUUAUAUCCUACAUCUGACGGGAAUGAAGAAAAGCCGCAAAGUGGCGGGGCUGAUGUCCAUGAAAAACUUAAAGAAGUUCAAGAAAUUGACGAUAAUGUUUAUGAAGAACGUAGAGGAGAAGAUGAAUUUUAUGAACAAGAUGAAAAGAAAGCGGAGGAAGUAAGAAAUGAAAUUGAUGAGGAAAUAAAGAAUGAAAAAGAAGUGGAGGAAUACAUGAAUGAAAUAAAUAAAGGGAAUUUAGAGAUGGACGAAGAAUACGAGCGUGAAUUAAACGCAGAAGCUAUGAGGAUUUAUGAAGACGUGAAGAGUUACAACGAUGAUGUAAAAGAAAGAAUCGAAGGUACAUUUGAAAGAUUAGAUAAAAAUCCAUUCGGGGAAAAGUUAGACUUGAGAAUUUAUGGAAAAGAUGAACUCAGGGUUGUGGAUCAGAAAUUAAAAGAAUUUUACGAAAAGCAUAUAAUGACUCAACCGAUUGAAAGAAAAAUUUUGGUUCAUUAUAUCGUAAAUGGUCAGGAGAGAAGCCAACCAAUCGAUAAAGAAAGUUUUAGACAAAGAUUCGAGCAAAUGUUAAAUGGUCAGUUCAUUUAUAAAAUCGAAGAAUUAAGCGGCAACAUUUCAGAUGAUGGCACCAAAUUAUAUUUGGAAUUUUUCGAUGUCAUAUAUUUCACCAUUCAUGAUAAGAUAAAGAAGCCAGCAAAUGCUAAAAACAUGAAAGAGAGCAAUUUUUGGUGUUAUAGAUUGAAGAAAGGAUUUGAAAUUUUUGAACCAUUCCUUAAAAGGUAUCAAAUAUUCACGAAAUUGACAAAUGAAAAUAAUGAGUGCAGAGAGGAAAUGAAAUAUAACUGUUUAUUAUAUGCUUUAAGUUUUACUAUUAAAGAUGAAAAUUUAUUAGUGGAGAUUUCGAACAGGUUUUUAGAUUCUAAAUAUUGUCCCACUAAUGUUUUAAGUAAGAUUUGCGAUGAAUACAAAAUAAAAUGUGUGUUAAGGUAUGUAGACGAUAAAGUGGUAAGGUAA
Molecule: messenger RNA, 1197 nt
Organism: Trichomonas vaginalis G3
Lineage: Eukaryota; Parabasalia; Trichomonadida; Trichomonadidae
Exons: 1
Coding region: 1-1197 (398 amino acids)
Source: RefSeq, a predicted model, not a curated record